Molecule: messenger RNA, 2604 nt
Organism: Trematomus bernacchii (emerald rockcod)
Lineage: Eukaryota; Metazoa; Chordata; Actinopteri; Perciformes; Nototheniidae
Product: coenzyme Q-binding protein COQ10 homolog A, mitochondrial
Exons: 5
Coding region: 546-1292 (248 amino acids)
Biological process (GO): cellular respiration; ubiquinone biosynthetic process
Cellular component (GO): mitochondrion
Molecular function (GO): ubiquinone binding
Source: RefSeq, a predicted model, not a curated record
AACAGUCUGUCCCACCGGCUCUGGUUUAAUCAGAAGGUCGUUCUCGGCCGGGCGGUGUUUAACAACAACCGAAACCUCAAAAAAUCACCCAUUAAUUCAACUUUAUAGAGAACUAUUUCUCCAAACGCGGAGGGAUGUGAGCGUUGCCGUUUAAAAAAAGGGACAGACAAAGCGCCGCGGAAGGUUGCGUUUAGUAAGGACUCGUUAUGAAACAAUGCUAACGGCGAGCUAACGUUAGCAACGCAACGGCUAUAGAAGCGACGCAUAGUUACGGUAAUCAAUAAAUAACAUGUUAUUCUGGUCGGUCGGGAUUAGUGACUAACGUGGGAACUAUUACACCGGAAGAAGCAGAGUGUUUGCACUCCCGGUUUAGUUGGACCGGUGUGAGAGGCUCUCAAACCCCGGAUUCAGGUGAUCACAACCCCGGUCUCAGCAGCUCCUUCGCCUGGUCUCCGGUCCUCUGAACCCCGGUCUCCGGUCCUCUGAAACCCGGUCUCCGGUCCUCUGAACCCCGGUCCCAGCAGCUCCUUCUCCCGGCUGGUUGGAUGGCAGCCUCGGCAGGAGCCCGGAGGUUCCCCAUGGGGGUGCGGACCUUCAGUGACUUCCUGCAGAUCGCCUCGGUGGGCUCCCCCCGGUCAGUGCUCUCAGCAGGGGGACCAAGAGGAGGCCUGAGACAGAGCAUCAGACACCUGUCGUCAUGCGGCAUUCUGAUGACCAGAACUCCCAGAAUGCUUUGCUUUCAGGACACGAUGACGACGGUUCCUCCGAGUAGAAACUUCCUCAGCUUCACCAACAAGAGGAAGGAGUACUCAGAGCGCAGGAUACUCGGCUUCUCGAUGCAGGAGAUGUACGACGUGGUGGCCAACGUGGACGACUACAAACACUUCGUCCCGUGGUGCAAGAAGUCCACGACCGUCAUGAAGAGAGCGGGGCACGCCAAGGCUCAGCUGGAGGUGGGCUUCCCCCCCGUGGUGGAGCGCUACACCUCCAUGAUCACCAACGUGAGGCCGCACCUGGUCAAGGCGGUGUGCACAGACGGAAAGCUGUUCAAUCAUCUGGAGACCAUCUGGCGCUUCAGCCCUGGGAUCCCCGGAUACCCCCGAACCUGCACCGUAGACUUUUCUAUUUCCUUUGAGUUCCGCUCCCUGCUCCACUCUCAGCUGGCCACCAUGUUCUUCGACGAGUCGGUGAAGCAGAACGUGGCGGCGUUCGAGCGUCGGGCGGGAACACUGUACGGCCCCGAGACGCGCAUCCCCCGAGAGCUGAUGUUCCACGAGGUGCACCAGACGUGAUCAGAGCCCCCCCCCCCCACCACCUCCACCUGCAUGAUGCUGCUUUAGAAGACUUACAUCCAACUCCUGAAACCCCCCGCCUCAUUAAAAUACUCUGAUAAAGGGUCUCUUCAAUCUGGAUUAAACCAUCUUUCUGUGUCUCAAAGGGGGGACGAUUUUAUUUUUAAAAACAUGUCCAAUAAUGAGAGAGCGCUGCAGCUAGCUUUGUAAUGACCACUACUCGCGCUCCUAUUGGCUAGCGCUCAAACGCAUUGUACGUGAUAGGCUAAAGGGGCGGGACAUUUCUUAAGCGGUUUAACCAAUCGCAACAGAGCCGGCCAGCUAACCAAUCAGAGCAGCUCUGGUUUCAGACAGAGGAGGUGCUGCAGCAUGGAGACAUGUCCCAGGAGAGACACGACACACUGAGGGACUCUUUAAAGGUUGUUUUGGGGCUAAUGGCUGCCGCGCUCUCUUUUUGAAAACGUGUCCCCAUCAGUCACAGAAUAAAUGAAGCGUCCCUUUAACUGCGUCUCUACCUCCGCUGGAAGGACUCUCUAUUUAUCAGCGGGUCAUAGGUCAUCGAUCGUGUGUGAAAUGUCAGAAGAUAUUAAGAAGUGCCUGCUUUAAAGUGUCCAAAAACCCCCCCGAAAAUAAGCCAUUAGCAAAGAUUUAACCAGCAGAAAAGGACCUUGAAGAUGAAUUAUGAGCACGGUUGCUCCUCAGAGUGUUUCCACGUUUAUCUGCUGCUCAAAUCUGCCUUUAAUUGAAUUAUCUAAAUCUAUUCAUUUUUAGUUAAUCUGAUGCAAAAACAACAACUCCAUUUAAUUUAUUUAUCAGCGGUCGUUUUCGGACAGUUUUAUCAGGAUUUAAAUUAAACUUUAGAAGAAGGGAAAUGUUACUUCUAAUUAAGUUGAAUGUAUAUUAUUCUGGCUUCCUCUUGAUGCUGUGAGGAAUUAUAUUUUUUGGUCUCUGAGACAUUACCAGAUUUAAUAACGCUUUAUUUCACAGCCCAGCGCACACCGACACAGCCGCACAGGUUUAGAAAAUAUAUAAAAAUUCACUGAUAUUUAACUCCUGCUUGUUUGCCACGAAACACAACCGCCUGCUCGUUGAAUAAAAAAAAUGAAAAAAAGGCAAUUAUUACCACAAUUAUCACGAAUAACUAUUUACUGAAAAUCCUGGACAUUUUAUUGAUAAUCAGAUUAAAUAAUAAUCACUGCCUAGAUAACACGCUGUAAAACUAUAAAUAUGUUAUAUUUAUCUCGUACUUUCUGUGUGUACUGUGUGAUGAAGUGCUGGGCUGUAGAAUAAAACAUAUCUCAUGUCUGGUUUC